CCGAGUUCCAACCCUCUCAAUUUAUGACUUUAUGACAAAAUGAAAAAUGUCAAAAUAAAACAAUCCGUUCCGGUCGACGGUGCCAGAUGCAUCGAAUUCGAGAGCUGGUGCCUCCGUUUCGUUCAUGGAUUUCCAGGGAUUCUUAAGUGACUUGCAGGAUUGGGAACUUUCUCGGAAGGACAAAGCGCGGAAAAUGACGUCACAAGCGCUGCAAAAGGAAAAAGGUUCAUCUUCUCAAAAUACUGGAUCAGUGGCUGUGGAGACAGCUUCAAGAGGAGAAACUUUUUCAUUUGAUUUUACAAAAAGUAUUUCAGGACAAUAUGAUUUCUCAAGAAAUAAAGAUUCUUUUGAUCAUGUCCAUGGUAGUCAUACAACUGAAGAUGUUCCCGAUGCUGCUUCGGAAAAAGAACUGGGUAAUGAAUACUUCAAGCAGAAGAAGUUUAAGGAAGCUGUUGACUGCUAUUCAAGAAGUAUUGCCUUCUCUCCGACAGCUGUGGCAUAUGCAAAUAAAGCAAUGGCCUAUAUCAAACUCAGAAGAUUCCAACAGGCUGAGGAUGACUGUACAGAGGCCUUAAAUCUAGAUGAUCGUUACAUAAAAGCAUACUCACGUCGAGCAACAGCUAGAAAAGAACUUGGGAAACUUAAAGAAUCAAUGGAGGAUGCUGAAUUUGCUUUGCGCUUGGAACCUGAAAAUCAAGAAAUCAAGAAACAGUAUGCUGAUAUCAAAUCUUUGUAUGAGAAUGAAAUUCUUCAGAAAACAUCUGGAGCUCUGAGAAGCUCUGUACAGGGAACUCAAAAAGUGGGAAAGUCAGAGACAAAUAUUGAUAGGGGAACCAUCCAUACUGUUCCGAAUGGUACUGAAAAAUCUGGGGCUGCUGACGUUCUAGAUCACACGAAGAGAUAUGAUGGAAUUAACAAGCAAGAAAUGAAGGCAUCUGUUCAACAUCUUGCUUCACGUGUAGCUUCUCGGGUCAUGGCUGAAGCUGCAAAAAAUAUAACACCGCCAAAUUCAGCUUAUCAGUUUGAGGUCUCAUGGAGAGGGUUUUCAGGUGACCCUGCCCUGAAGGCUCGUCUUUUAAAGGCUAUGUCUCCUCAAGACUUACCAAAGAUAUUCAAAAGUGCCUUGUCUUCUGCGAUACUUAUGGACAUCAUAAAGUGUGUGGCAUCCUUUUUCACUGAAGACACGGUUCUGGCUGUCAGUUUCUUAGAGCACUUGACCAAGGUUUCAAGAUUUGACAUGCUCAUUAUGUGUCUUACAUCAACAGAUAAGCAUGAUCUGCGCAAGCUCUGGGAUGAUAGGUUCUGUAGCGAGGCAACUCCAAUGGAGUAUGCAGAGAUUCUUGACAACCUCCGAUCCAAAUACUGCCUUGAACAUUGACAGCUAUAUUGUAGGAUGGCUCUUAUCUUGUUGGUAGCUAUUUUUAAUUUGUAAAUUAUCAUGAUAUUAAAAUGUUUUAGCAUCAUUGACUCUGAAGUUGGCAAUUGCAAUUAAGUGAUUAGCAAAAGAAAAGGAUCCUCAUGUAGAUGCCAUAAAUUGUCGUUCAACUUUGGGAAGAGUUCAGAUACAGGGAGUGCUUACCGUGUGA
Molecule: messenger RNA, 1586 nt
Organism: Prosopis cineraria
Lineage: Eukaryota; Viridiplantae; Streptophyta; Magnoliopsida; Fabales; Fabaceae
Exons: 11
Coding region: 125-1378 (417 amino acids)
Molecular function (GO): protein binding
Source: RefSeq, a predicted model, not a curated record